AUGGAACCGGGCCUAUCAGAAUUGCCUAUUACGGAAUACCAAUUUAUAAAGACUAUUGGGAAAGGAUCCUAUGGAGAAGUUUGGCUGUGUAGGCAUAAUGUUGACAGGAAGCAUUAUGUUAUUAAGAAAAUAGAUGUGACAAAAUCUUCUGACAAAGAAAGGAAGGCGGCCAAGCUUGAGUGCAAACUCCUUUCUGAAUUUAAACAUCCUAACAUAGUGCAAUAUAAAGCCUCCUUCGAAUAUCAAGGUUUUUUGUAUAUUGCAAUGGGAUUUUGUGAAGGCGGUGAUUUAUAUACAAGACUAAGGAUGAGAAACGGAAGCCUUCUGCCUGAACGUCUCUUAGUUGAGUGGUUUGUUCAGCUGGCCAUCGCUCUGCAAUAUAUGCACGAAAGAAAUGUUUUGCAUAGAGACUUGAAAACCCGAAAUAUAUUCCUAACACGUACAAAUAUAGUGAAACUUGGUGAUCUCGGAAUAGCCAGGGUGCUAGAGUCCUCUAGUUCUAUGGCCACAACACUGAUUGGGACUCCGUAUUAUAUGUCUCCAGAGCUUUUCGCCAACAAGCCUUAUAACCACAAGUCUGACAUAUGGGCAUUGGGUUGUGUUUUGUAUGAAAUGACUACACUUCGUCAUGCCUUUAACGCGAAAAAUUUUAAUGCACUGUCAUACAAAAUUCUAAGCGGAAAAAUACCCGAUAUGCCCACUCAAUACAGCCCAGAACUCUUAGAACUCAUGCGCACGAUGCUGCACUUGAAACCUGAGAAACGACCAUCAGCAAGGCGGGUUUUGGCUAAUCCAUUUAUCAGAAAACAUAUCAUUCUCUUUCUUGAGGCUACCAAAGACCGUACCAAUUUGUGGAGUCAUUCAAGCUUUGAAGAUGAAGAACAAACCAGCCAUCAGAGUGUUGAAUACAAGAGGAAUGACUCAGUGGUAUCCAGUGGGUCGUCGAGUGGACUAAAAGCGGUGACAGAGAAAACUGAAAUUGAAGUGAAGCAUGUGAAAGCGCCACAAGAGGAAACGCCUGAAAAAUGUGAGUCUAAGGAAAUACCUAAGGAAAAUAUACGAUCAAUAUUAAAAGAUUCAAAACAAGUCAUUUCAGUUAAAGACAACUUGGGUAGUGGUGAUAAGAACUCGUUUAUUCUUCCAUCAAGGAAAUCAGAAGGAGAAUCGAAUGGGAGCGCUGCGAAAUCAUCAUCGGAUACUUCACACAAGUGUUCACAACAAGAUGGAGUACAAUUCGAUGGGUGUUUAGUGAAGUCAAGUGGUGUGGUGAUUCAGGAGAAUUCACUCCCUCGACGUUUGUCUAAUGCCAGAUUACGUCGUCGACAGAGACGUCGGAUGUCUGAGAAUGAUGGUGAACAACAUAAUGGCCAUCCUGUUCAUUGUAAACAGGAACACCAGGUGGAUCGUGUUAACAAGUCUUCAGAUUUCAACGAGGUGUCCAAUACGGAUGAAAACAGUCCACGUUUUAAGUUCCGUGAAUGUGGGAAGUUGCAUUCACAUUCAUUCAGUGUUCUUCCUGUGUCGAUGUUGCCCAAAUUGCGUAGACCAAGUUAUCGUAGUGAGAGUGAUUCUUCUGUCCAUUCAACAGUACAACAUGCACUGUUGGGGAAUGGUUCUACUGAAUUCAGUGAAUCGAGUGGAAAUUCUCGCCUUCCAGUUGAACAAGCCGAUUCUACAGGAAUAUCAUUCUCUCCUGCGGUGUUUCUCUCAUCUCCACGAGUUAAUCAUGACAGACAGGACUCAUCAGUAUUUCAGUGCAAUUCAACAUCCUUGAAGGACCAGAGUGUUUCAAAAGAUAUUAGACAUGGAAUGGACGGUGAUAAUACUCCUGUACUGAGUCGAGUGACACGUAACGCCAGUAUCAGAAAUCCACAAUGUAAAUCAAGACUCGGUCGAGGUCAGAACACUGAUAAGGAGAAUGAUGUGAACAAGUCAACGGAAUGUCAUCAAAACAGUGACAUGGAGAUCGCUGCAGUGGUUGACUAUCUAUCUGACACUCUGAAAGAUGACUGUCAUCCAGGUGCUCCUGUGAUAAUUCGUCGUAGUAAAAGUGAAAGGAGGCUUGUCACUGUGGACAAUGGAUUUAACAUAUGUUCAGGUGGUCAUCAAAAAUCAUUGACUUGUAGCAGUGAAGAUAAUGGACCGAUUGAACCAAAAGAAGAAACCAUCAACCGAUCCGUGCAAUUAAAGCAACGUUUUGUGGAAUUACACAGAGAGUGUUUAAAAUGUGUCGGACUGAAGAAACUACAUGAAGCUUAUGAAAUUCUGGAUAAAGAUAUGAGUUUUGCAUCACAAGAGAUUUUAUUGAAGAAGAUUCUCGGAGUGGAUAUUUACUCACAGUAUAUGAGUAAAAUUUGGCAGCUGAAAUUACUUGAACAGUCUGCUUUUGAACAAACUCCGUUGAGAUAA
Trichobilharzia regenti is the source of this 2409-nucleotide messenger RNA. Lineage: Eukaryota; Metazoa; Platyhelminthes; Trematoda; Strigeidida; Schistosomatidae. The record is from the annotation of a GenBank genome assembly.